GAAGCGGAGUGGCCCGAGUUCACUGACAACGUGGCGACAGGCGACGCUUGCCGCGUUUGUCGGGAGGUUUGCGUGAGUUGCUGGCCGGAAAUGACUUUCGCGGCCUUUGCCAAUAAGUACCACGACAAGGGCGAUCCAGACAACAAAGACUUCAGAGCUGUUGUCACCGCUGCCAGGGUGCUUUUGAAGGCCCGGUUGGCAGGCAAGCCGACGCCGGAAAUCCUCCCGCCCACACACGUGCGUGCCCGCAAUGAGCGAUUGAUUUGUGUGUACUACGACGUCUUGUACGUGAGCGUGUCAGAGCUCACGAGACUCUGCAACGGGCUAGGGCCGAAGCAGCUGGGCCUUGGAAAGCCAAUGACCUUGACGCUCGAGGACAACAGCACCUUGAAAGGGUAUGUCCUCAGUUUGGAAGGUGUUGACCCGGCA
This is a messenger RNA of Symbiodinium necroappetens, 429 nucleotides long. Lineage: Eukaryota; Dinophyceae; Suessiales; Symbiodiniaceae. The record is from the annotation of a GenBank genome assembly.